This is a messenger RNA of Bemisia tabaci, 1843 nucleotides long. RefSeq names its product aprataxin. Gene Ontology annotation, cellular component: nucleus. Gene Ontology annotation, molecular function: double-stranded RNA binding; single-strand break-containing DNA binding; single-stranded DNA binding. Gene Ontology annotation, biological process: single strand break repair. The record is from RefSeq and is a predicted model, not a curated record. Lineage: Eukaryota; Metazoa; Arthropoda; Insecta; Hemiptera; Aleyrodidae.
AUUUGUGUUUAGUUGUUUGAUAAUUUAGCUUUCUCCACCUAAGUUUUAUACUAUGAAACUUUUAUUAUUUGUCUUUUCAACCUCAAUAUUUUCAGUGCUCCAUUGCUCCAUACAUUCUUUUAUUCCUUCGAUCACAUGUCCGGUUUAGUUUUUCAUUAUUCUCUUUUGACGGUUGUAUGGGCCUUUGAGUUUAAAUCCAUCCAGUGAUUGCUCUCAUCAAUAAUAAUAAAAAUAAUACGUUUAUUUCACUUCAAGGUUUUACAAAUUUAUGCAGGAAAAACAGCGCAAUUCAAAGUAACAUAACUAUAUCACAAGCAUUCCAUCUCAUUAUUCCCUCGUCUUUUAAUUUGCUCGGCUCCUCAUGAGCAGUUGACUCCAGCGAUGUUGAUAGUUUAAAGCAAACCUUUUACUUAUAUCACUCAGUAUUUCUUCACUCUGCUACAAACCUCAUUUAGUGGCUGUGGAAUUCACUGGCAAAUUCAGCAUUUUCUAGCUGGCAAAUUGUUAUCUUAACCAUUUUUAAACGGAGCUCAGGCAUCAUGUUUUGGAGCAAGGGUCUCCUCAAGGAAAUGAAGGAGAGUAGUGUCUAUGAAGAUAAAGAAAUAGCUGUAAUACGGGACAAAUUCCCCAAAGCAAAACAUCACUUUCUAGCUCUUCCAAAAGCAGACAUUAAGAAUUUACAAGGGCUUAACAAAAGUCAUGUUCCUCUUCUACAGAAAUUGGAAAGUAAAGGAUUAGAAGUUGCCAAGGAUCUAGGUGACAAAACUGCAACUUUUAGACUUGGAUAUCAUGCAAUACCAUCGAUGGAACGACUACAUUUACACAUAAUCAGUGAUGAUUUCAUCGCAAUUGGCUUGAAAACUAAGAAGCAUUGGAACUCUUUCACAACUGAAUUUUUCAUUCCAUCUAAAGAGAUAAUUACUCGCUUGGACAAAGAAGAAAAGAUCACAAUCAAACAGGAUUUUUACAAGAGUCAGUUGCUGCGACCAUUACAGUGUCAUAAAUGUUCCUUCAUGCCCCGAACGAUGCCUGAAUUAAAAGAUCACCUCAACAAACACAUCACUAAUAGUCAAUCAUAGGUAAUACCCAGUACCUCAGAUUUCGACUGAUUGCUAAGUCAGAUCUAAGUUUGAAUCUUCUUGUAUCUGUAAAUAUAUAAUAUUCAAUUGAAUUCUCACAAAAUUUAUUUUUGAGACCCAGGCUUCAAAUAUGAACUUCCGAAAGUUUUUGUUUUUUGUAGUUAACAACAAUGCUAAAUUUGAAAUGCAUCCUGCUGAGACGCAAAAACUCAAAACAAUGGAAAAGGGAAGGCUUGUCCAAAAAAUAACUGCCCAGCAUACGUCGUCAUUGAGUCACAUUCAGAUCCAAAUAAUGAUCAAGAUGUCUAGUUAUUCUCCCUCGUUGCACAUCAAAAUUUCUAAUUCGGUUUCAAAGAAUUUGACUCUUUCAUAUGUUUGAUUUAAUAUUUUUUAUACCAUGUGUUUUUUACCUAGUUUUCCUUUACUCACUUAUUUAAUGUUUUUCCAAUCCCAAUUUUUUUUCCCGUAACAUUAAGAUUCUACAUACGCCUGUAAGAAAAAAGAAAAAAAAAUCAGGAGAAUGAAAUAAUAUGAUAGAAUUUUGAGUCAUGUUCCCACUAAAUUGCAGCUGAAAACAAAUUUAAGAAAUGAAGGAAAAUGAGGAAGGUCAAUUUUAAAUCAAUGACAUAAAGGCUUAUUUUUAAUACAAAAAUAUUUAUUAUAUAUAUAUGCGUGUAUGUAUAAAUACUUUUGGUUUCCAUUACACAUUGAAAGCAUCGUCAAUUUAUUUUUAGCGGGCUAAAAUACAUAAAGUGCUGGCAAAA